AUGGUCGUGAAAAUACGAAGAUUAUUGCAAUCUAUUCCAGACCCAAAUUUCAUUUGUAUCUUGAAUGUGCAGGAGAACUUCAGGCACACCAGCAGCAAUAACUUAGUAUCUCGAGACGAACUGAUGAUGGUCCUGUCUAGACUAGAUGAAUUACAAAUCCGAGGUCUUUACUUCUCAGAAACUCAGCGGUUAACCUUGGGCGAUGUUGGUCUGGAAGAAGCCACCAAUACAGGAAAUGGUAAUAUCGCUUAUGCUGUAGAGGUGUGUUCCUGCCCUCCUGAAUAUAUGGAUGAUUCAUGUCAGGAAUGCAGUCCAGGAUUCUAUCGUGAGACAGUGGGUCCAUUUACAGGAAAGUGUGUUCCAUGUAAUUGUAAUGGAAAUUCAGAUAGAUGCCUGGAUGGUUCUGGAAUUUGUAUUAACUGUCAACAUAAUACUGCUGGAGAAAAGUGUGAACGUUGUAAAGAAGGAUACUUUCGAGAUGCCAGUCAAGGACUUUGUAAGGAAUGUCACUGCCCUUACACAAACAGUUUUGCUUCUGGCUGUCUGGAAGAUAAUGGAGAAAUCCAAUGUUUUUGCAAAGAAGGCUAUUCUGGAAAGCAUUGUGAAAGCUGUGCUCCUGGUUAUUUUGGAAAUCCACUGAAAUACAGAUACUGUCAAAAAUGUAAUUGUCUGGAGAAUGGCCAGCUCACAACAUGUGACCGCUUGACUGGGGAGUGCAUAAGCCAAGAACCAAAAGACAUAGAUCCAAAUGAAGAUUGUAAUUCUUGUGGCAGUUGUGUAAUCACAUUGCUGGAAGAUUUGAGUACAAUGGGAAGUGAGCUCCGAGUGAUUGAAUUUCAAAUGCAAAGUAUCAACACUAGUGCCCAACUGCUGGGCCAGAUGAAGCACCUGGAAGUCCGUAGCAAGCAACUGGAGAGUCUGUUGAAUCACUCUCAUUCUGUUAUUAAAACUCAAAGCUCAAAGGUAGAUGAACUGGAGACAGGUUUGUCUCACAUUAAUCAAAAUAUUAAUGCUCUGAAAGAAAAGGCUGAAGGUAAUUACAAGAAAGCACAGAAUCUUUUAAAUAACUUUAGUAAAACUAAUCAAAGAGGAAGAACUUUAAUUUCCAAGAUCCAAUCUAUUCUCAUCCAUAUUAAUGUUCUCUUGGGACAGAUAGAUGGCACUUCUACAGAAGGAUCCUCUUUUCCUACAGAAUACUCUGCAAAAGAGCUGGUGAAAGCUCAGCAAAUGAUCAAUGAAAUGAGAAACCGCAAUUUUGGCCAACAGCUAACAGAAGCAGAAAAGGAAAAAGGAAAAGCCCAACACUUGCUAGAUCGAAUAAGGAAUGAACUAGAAAAGCGUAACACAAACAACCAAGGGCUCAUUAAAAGUGUGAGAGAUUCACUAAAUGAAUAUGAAUCCAAGCUCAAUGAUCUUCGUGAAUCUUUGCGAGAGGCAAAGGAACAAACCAAGCUAGCUGAAAACUUAAAUGGAGAAAAUGAACGUCUUUUGGAAGAGAUUAAGUAUGUUAUAACACAGUUUAUCUAA
Molecule: messenger RNA, 1527 nt
Organism: Thamnophis sirtalis
Lineage: Eukaryota; Metazoa; Chordata; Lepidosauria; Squamata; Natricidae
Source: RefSeq, a predicted model, not a curated record